This is a messenger RNA of Lingula anatina, 1637 nucleotides long. RefSeq names its product autophagy protein 5-like. The record is from RefSeq and is a predicted model, not a curated record. Gene Ontology annotation, molecular function: Atg8-family ligase activity. Lineage: Eukaryota; Metazoa; Brachiopoda; Lingulata; Lingulida; Lingulidae. Gene Ontology annotation, cellular component: phagophore; autophagosome; Atg12-Atg5-Atg16 complex. Gene Ontology annotation, biological process: piecemeal microautophagy of the nucleus; cellular response to nitrogen starvation; protein lipidation involved in autophagosome assembly.
UAUACAUGGUACAGUAUAUAGAUGCAACUCAUUAUUGAUACUUCCAUACGCCAGAUUGUGAUAAAGACGAAAGUAAUGGCAGAGGACAGGGAAAUACUCCGUGAAAUCUGGGACGGCCGGGUCCCAAUCUGUUUCUCUUUGGCCAGUGAUGAAAUAUUUACAUUGGAGCAUCCUGAUCCCUUCUUUCUGUUAGUCCCAAGACAAAGUUACUUUCCACUGGCAACAGACAGAGUCCAGCGGACAUUCCUGAAACAUGUGGACCCUGAUAACCACGGAGAGAUGUGGCUGGAAUAUGAGAGCCAGCCUUUGAAGUGGCAUUAUCCAGUAGGCUUACUUUUUGAUAUGUAUAACUCAAAGGGCCCUCUUCCUUGGAAUAUUACAGUGCAUUUCCAGAAUUUUCCAGAGGAUGAGCUCCUCCACUGCCCAAGUAGAGAUGCUGUAGAAGCCCACUUCAUGGCCACUGUGAAAGAGGCAGACUCUUUAAAACACAGAGCACAAGUUAUCAAUUCUAUGCAGAAAAAAGACCACAAGCAGUUAUGGACAGGAUUGCAGAAUGAUAAGUUUGAUCAGUUUUGGACCAUCAACAGGAAGUUAAUGGAGAGGUUAGGAGAGGAGGGUUUUAAGUACUUACCUUUCAGGAUACACCAGGUAUUGCCUGAGAAGCCAUUCAUUCAGAAGUUAUUUAAGCCCGUGUCAGACGAAGGCAGGUUGUUUACAUUAGCAGACUUACUGAGAGAGACGGUGCCACAUAUAUUUGCUGAUGAUACCAGUGAUGUCCUGCGGUGUGAGGUGUAUAUACAGGGAGUGAAUCCACCUUUGGAAACGCCAGUACAAUGGCUAUCAGAACAUUUCAGUUAUCCUGAUAAUUUCCUACACAUAGCUUUGGUCAAUCCAUCUUGAAACUCUGGAGAAAAAAAAAAAAACAUAAAAGCAGGCCUGUAGCCAUCAGUAUUAGGGAGGGGUGCUUUUCUGAAGUGGAUUGCAGUUGAACCAACCUGAACCUUGAUUAAAAUUUGAUUUUUUUGAAAUUUAUUGACUUUUCCAGCCAGAAGGACGGUUCUUUCAAACCUCCACCUGCCUACGAGACUGCAAAAGUGCAAUAAAACUUCCAAGUCAGUGUGCUGAGAAAGAUUCUUCUGCUUUAUGAGACUGCAUUGUUGUGGCCUGUAUGUAUAAGAGAAUUAAAUGUGAAAGCACAUUGUAAGUAAUGUUAUGUAUGAAUUCGCUGUAAUUCUGUGACUAGGAAAUACUGUGAAAUUCUUAAUUUUAACAAAAAUUUUACCACUAUUGAAAGUGAUUGGUACUACUUGGAAGAUUAGUUUUCAGUAUGGAAGAGUUGUUCAAAAACUGAAGCAGCAUCAAUGAAAACUUGUAUUACACGUCAUGUAGAAAAGUAUUCUGUUAUGACAGAUAAUAAGUCAGGAAAAUUCGAGGUAUAUUGGUUAUAUUGGUUAUAUCAAGUACUGCUGGACGGCUAGGAUUGUCUAUUGGAGAUUUUUACACAAUUAUUUCAGGCAAUAGAAAAAUCUAAUUUGUCGUGUACUACUUUUGUAAAACACUCAAUUUUUUCACUUCAUUAUUUUAAUUUUUAUUACUAAUUAUUUUAUAUAUCAUAUAAAUAAAACUGUACAAAAAUA